AUGAACGUUGUUUUAAACGAUUGGCCGAAAAUAAGAAAAAAUUAUAAGAAAAUUUUCAUUGAUUCGUUUAUAAAUUAUUUUGCGGAAAAUCCAAAUUAUAAAUUAUUAUUUCCGUCUUUUUCAAACGUGUCAGAAGAUGAUUUACCGUUUAAUCAUUGUUUUAGACUUCAUUGUUUUGCCGUGUAUAAAGCAAUAAAUUUUUUAAUGUCCAAUUGGUUGGGAGAAUACGAAGAAGAUGAUAGCAAAAUACUACCCGUUAUCGGUAAAACUCAUUUCGAUAGAGGUAUCACGUUAGAAAUGAUGAAUCUUUAUAAGCAUUCGAUCGUAUACUCGUGUAAUAAUCAUUUGAAACCGAAUUUGAAAAGAAAAUUAUCAUGGCAAACCGUUUUCGAUCACAUAUUCGAUUAUUAUUUGGGUUCCGCAUAUCCUGCCCCCAUACAAACUGUCGAAGAAGAUGAUUGA
Molecule: messenger RNA, 462 nt
Organism: Pediculus humanus corporis (human body louse)
Lineage: Eukaryota; Metazoa; Arthropoda; Insecta; Psocodea; Pediculidae
Exons: 2
Coding region: 1-462 (153 amino acids)
Molecular function (GO): oxygen binding; heme binding
Source: RefSeq, a predicted model, not a curated record